AUGCCUAUCCUCCCUCUCGUUGCGUCCGACGUCGUUUCAACGGGUGAUGCCGGAGACCAUGUCACGAGUGCCUACUUGAGGCAGUACUAUGAUUUCGGUACCGUCCUCACGGUAUCUGAUUUUGCUCGGUUGCGAAACGAUCGCUUUUGCGUCACGGUGUCAUCUACGUCCGCUGUGUUGGCUACGCGACUUGUUGCGACUCCAUUCUUGUGGUGA
Coniophora puteana RWD-64-598 SS2 is the source of this 216-nucleotide messenger RNA. RefSeq lists its product as uncharacterized. NCBI's taxonomy places the organism in Eukaryota, Fungi, Basidiomycota, Agaricomycetes, Boletales, Coniophoraceae. The transcript is spliced from 2 exons. The coding region runs from base 1 to 216 and encodes 71 amino acids. The record is from RefSeq and is a predicted model, not a curated record.